AUGCACGCGCGCGAGAUGGCCAUGCACGCGCGCGACCAGGGGCGCAUCCUCGCGGGGCUGCCGACAGAAAAGAGGCAAGCGAUCCUGAACCGCGUCGCUGACGCGCUUCUGGCGAACGAGGACGCCAUCCGCGCCGAGAACAACAAGGACGUGGAGGCCGCGCGCGGCAAAAUCAGCGACAGCCUGCUUCAGCGCCUCGUUCUCAAAGACGGCAAGAUCCAGCAGCUUGCUGAGGGCAUCCGCGCCAUCGCGCGCCAGGACGAGCCUCUGCACAGGGUGAUCAAGCGGACAGAGAUCGCGGAGGGCCUCAUCCUCGAGCAGAAGACUUCUCCCAUUGGCGUUCUUCUCAUCAUCUUCGAGGCCCGUCCUGACGCGAUGCCCCAGAUUGCCGCGCUGGCCAUCAGCUCUGGAAACGGUCUGCUCCUCAAGGGCGGCAAGGAGGCCACCCUCUCGAACGCUAUCAUCCACAAGGUCAUCACGGACGCGCUGAAGCCCGACGUCGACCCCUCGCUGAUCGGCCUCGUUACGUCGCGCGACGAGAUCUCCGACCUGCUGUCCCUGGACGACGUGAUCGACCUGGUCAUCCCGCGCGGGUCGAACGCGCUCGUCUCGCACAUCCAGAACAACACCAAGAUCCCCGUCCUCGGCCACGCCGACGGCGUGUGCCACAUCUUUGUCGACAAGGACGUCGACAUCGACCUCGCGUGCAAGCUCGUCGUGGACUCCAAGACCGACUACCCCGCCGCGUGCAACGCGGUCGAGACCGUGCUCUUCCACAAGGACCUCGUCGCGUCCGGCGCGGCCGCCAAGGUGGUCGCGGCGCUCCAGGAGGCCGGCGUCAAGGUCCACGGCGCCACCGAGGAGCAGAAGGCCGCGCUCGGGCUCGACUCGGUCGCGCCGGACCCGCACCACGAGUACUCGAGCCUCGACGUGUCCGCCGCGGUCGUCCCGGAGAUGCCCGAGGCCAUCGACUGGAUCCACAAGUACGGGUCGGGGCACACGGAGGCUAUCCUGACGAAGGACAAGGCCAAGGUGGAGGAGUUCGUGCGCAAGGUGGACUCGGCGUGCGUGUUCGCGAACACGUCGACGCGGUUCUCGGACGGGUUCAGGUUCGGCCUGGGCGCCGAGGUGGGCAUCAGCACCUCGCGGAUCCACGCGCGCGGACCCGUGGGCGUCGAGGGCCUGCUGACGACGCGCUGGGUGAUGUGCGGGAACGGCGAGUACGUCGCGAAGGACACGGGCGUCAAGUACACGCACAAGAAGCUGCCCGUCCCGCAGUAG
Molecule: messenger RNA, 1281 nt
Organism: Pedinophyceae sp. YPF-701
Lineage: Eukaryota; Viridiplantae; Chlorophyta; Pedinophyceae
Source: the annotation of a GenBank genome assembly